AUGGACCCCAAAGCGCCACCCCGUGUCUCGACGAUGCGCAAGUUUCUACGGCGCUUUGUCCAAAGGGAAAGGCUUAACCAUAUUCUAGAGGUGGCUUUGCAAGAGGCAUCGCAAGGUACCAUUACGGGCCCUUUGAGCAGGCUCGUUUCUUCCCUUUCUUCUCGCGCGCCAAGGCUCAGUCUGGGGCCCAAGGAAGACUUGCUCGAGGAGGAAAACAUGUUUCUGUACUCACCUCAAGUAUGGUACCAUGUGCGUUUAGGGCAGGUUCUUAACAAGCGAUACCGGAUCAUCUCGAAGCUAGGCUGGGGUGCGACUUCAACCGUGUGGCUCGCUCGAGAUCUAAAAAAGGACCGGUACGUGAGCGUCAAAGUCUGCGCCAACUACUUUGACCAACGGCCCCGCGAGCUUGAUAUCCUGAUCCGUCUCCAAGAAACCAAGUCCAGCCACGUGGGAAGGAAAUACGUGCUCCAGCUUCUGGACCACUUCACCAUCCGCGACGACUACAAAUCGCUCCAAUGCUUCGUUUUCAACGCCCUGGGCCCUCAUGUGCGAGUAAUCGUCCCCAGUGAUACGCAGUGGCUAGACUUGGACUGGGUGAAGAAGCAGCUGUGGCUUCUUCUUCACGCCUUUGACUACCUUCAUACGGACGUCAAGAUUAUUCAUUGCGAUUGCUGGCACUCAAACAUUCUCUGCCUAAUUGAAGACGAACGCGACUUGGGGACCCUCGAGGAGCUCGAGAAAACCAAUCCAAGUGAGCAAAAGGUAAGGGGAGACGGCGUGCUCUAUAGGUCUCGCAGGGUCGUCCCCCACAGAGGGGGGUUCGAAAGGCCUUGUCUGGCCGACCUGGGAAACGCUCGGCUCAACGAGGCUGCGUUCAGCGAUCAGACGCUCGCAGAGGUCCGCGCCUAUCGUGGCUCUACGGAAGAGUGGUUCGAUAGGCCGAUCACAGACAUAAAAUGGUUGUUCAACUCGUACUCACAGAUCGUUGACGGGGUUCGACUGUACACCAAGCCAGGGAUCGCUCCCCCCACCAACGCUACGUCACCCGAGGAACCCCCUAACCACGACGUCCAGCUUCCCCAAGUCGAGAUCUCGGAAGAAGAAAAGCAGGAAUUUCUCGCGUGGAUGUAUAAGUGGGAACGUUGUGACGACCAGAAUGUUUCAGUGAAAGACGUGCUCGCGGAUUCCAUGUUCCGGGGGCAGGCGCCUGCUUAA
This is a messenger RNA of Anthostomella pinea, 1215 nucleotides long. The record is from the annotation of a GenBank genome assembly. NCBI's taxonomy places the organism in Eukaryota, Fungi, Ascomycota, Sordariomycetes, Xylariales, Xylariaceae.